AUGAAAAUAGAGACAGCAUCAUUGAUUGAUCGUGCUCUGAUUCGCUGUAGUCAUGGUAACCGGUCAUCGUGGAGACCCGAUCAAAAUGACAAUCGAAGCAGACCGGAUAACUCUAACCGACACCUUUACGACAAGUAUCCGAGACGUCAAGACGACGAUUUCCGAUAUCGUCACGACAACCAGCGGUUUCAAAGCGAACGUUCAGCGCAGCAGAACUCUGGUGGUUACGUACAUAAGUAUUAUGGUGGGAACUUGAGUAGACACGAGGGACCUUUUGAUGGUAAAGAUAGACACGAAGGGUCAUUUGGUGGCACUAAGGAAAAACAAGAGUCCUCAAAUUAUGGCUCUGCGAACAGACUUAGCUCUGCUCUGCGAGUAUUCAACUACACGCAAUGCAAACAAAGUCAAAAAUUAACCAAAGGAACUUAUGGUGUGUACACUUCGUCCAAGGAUAGUGCAAGACUGAAGUUGACUUUGGGCAAAUUCUCUCCACGUUCUGAUUCAUGGAAAGGCAAUGACCAUGUCGAGUUGUACGUGGACAGCCUCGUUAAAUAUCAAAAAAUCUUUGGUUUUGGAGGGGCUUUUACUGAUGCUGCAACUAUGAACAUUAAAAAUCUUAGCGAGGCGUUGCAAGAGCAUCUCUUGAAUUCGUACUUCUCCAGUAAAGGUGUUGAGUACAGCAUUGGCCGUAUACCAAUGGCAAGUUGUGAUUUCUCAACCCACAUCUACACAUAUGCCGAUGUUCCUGGUGAUUUCAACAUGUCACAUUUCAAACUAGCCAGGGAAGACACAAACUUCAAGAUUCCUAUUAUCAAGUCCGCCAUGAGGCGAAGCCAACGGGAAAUCAAACUGUUUGGCAGUCCAUGGUCAGCUCCUGGAUGGAUGAAAACAAGCAAGAGUACAAUUACCGGGGAGCUGAUUGGUAAUGCUGGAAACAAGUAUCACAAGGCAUGGGCAUUAUACUUUGUCAAGUUUUUGGAGGCCUAUCAGAAGAAUGGCUUGAAACUGUGGGGUCUAACAGUACAAAACGAGCCAAGUACUGGUUAUUUUCCUAGAUAUAAGUUUCAAUCAAUGGGUUUCAAAGGGCCCACGGAGAGAGAUUUUGUGAAAAGUGAUUUGGGACCAGCCUUAAAGGAAGCUGGUUAUGGAGAUACAAGUUUGAUGAUAUUUGAUGACAAUCGACUUACACUUCCAAUUUUUCCAUACCAGGUUUUAAAGGAUUCAGAUGCUGCUAAGUAUGUUUCAGGAGUUGCUGUUCAUUGGUAUGAGGAUACCUUUUUGCCAGCUUCUUUUCUUAGUGAUCUCCAUGAAAAAUAUCCAGAUUUUUAUAUAUUAGCAACAGAAGCAUGUACCGGGGCUUUGCCUUAUGAAGUGAGAGGGCCUGUUCUUGGUAGCUGGCAUAGAGGAGAACGAUACAGUUCCAGCAUUAUUCAAGAUAUGAAUAAUUGGGCAACUGGUUGGACUGAUUGGAAUUUGGCAUUGAACAUGAUUGGUGGACCCAAUUGGGUGAAGAAUUUUGUCGAUUCACCAAUCAUAGUGAACAGUGAAAAGCAGGUUUUCUAUAAACAGCCAAUGUUUUUUCAUUUGGGCCAUUUCAGUAAAUUUGUCUCACCAGGAUCAAUUCGCAUUGAUGUGAAACUAACCUCAACAAAGUCAGGUGUGGAAUACAUUGGUUUUCUUCUUCCAGAUGGCUCAAUUUGUGUGAUAGUUUUAAAUAAAAGUAAAAAUUCUGUAAAAAUUACCAUUCAUUCCAAGAUGGGAUUUAUCAACAGUGAAAUACCUGCAUCUUCAAUUCAAACCUAUUUGUGGUCUGAGAAUUAGGAAAGAACAGUAAUGUCGCUUUUGCCAAUAUUACAUACAAUCCAUUCUAUAAAAUAUAAGAUUAAUUAUACCUUACUAUACUCA
Molecule: messenger RNA, 1905 nt
Organism: Xenia sp. Carnegie-2017
Lineage: Eukaryota; Metazoa; Cnidaria; Anthozoa; Malacalcyonacea; Xeniidae
Product: lysosomal acid glucosylceramidase-like
Exons: 9
Coding region: 1-1821 (606 amino acids)
Biological process (GO): glucosylceramide catabolic process
Molecular function (GO): glucosylceramidase activity
Source: RefSeq, a predicted model, not a curated record